CAAGACCCCAAAAGUAUGCUUCACAAAUGAAUGACAAAUGAUUCACGUUUAUUCAUUAGAUUCAAAGCUAAAUGGCCUGAAUGUGAAUGUGGCCAGGACACGGCCGCGGUUCCCCACUCCGGAGGUGGCAAAAGACGGCAGCACGAAUCCAGGACACCCAGCCACAGCGGCCCUGGCGCAGGCCAUCAACAUGAAGGAUGGCUUUCCAGCAGUCAGCAGAGAGUACCGGGCACAGAUACUCCCGCAGAUGCAGAUGCAGAUGCAGAUACUCCAACCACAAUCUCUCUCCCCUCGAUUCUCGAUUCCGAAGCCUUCUCCGCUGCCACGAACAUCACCACGCUGUCGUUUCCCUUCACGAUGGCCAACAGCAGCGGCGGCGGGGACACCAUUCCCACGGGGACCCUGAGCAUCCUUCCCAUCGCGGCGAACGCCCAGCUGCCGACCAUCACGACAACGGCCAGUGGCUACGAGCCCAAUGACGUCAUCACCACGAUCCCCGUCUCGCUCUCCAUUCAGCGCUCCCCCUCGUCCCUCAGGACGGCU
This is a messenger RNA of Drosophila miranda, 543 nucleotides long. RefSeq lists its product as uncharacterized. The record is from RefSeq and is a predicted model, not a curated record. The transcript is spliced from 2 exons. The coding region runs from base 38 to 406 and encodes 122 amino acids. Lineage: Eukaryota; Metazoa; Arthropoda; Insecta; Diptera; Drosophilidae.